Messenger RNA from Paramecium octaurelia, 490 nucleotides. Lineage: Eukaryota; Ciliophora; Oligohymenophorea; Peniculida; Parameciidae. The record is from the annotation of a GenBank genome assembly.
UGAAAUGAGAACAUAAAGCCCCUUACUUUCUCCUAGCAGUGGCUGUAAGACUGCAAAUUUUUUGACUCCUUCAAGAUUAAAGCAUUCUUCUCUACAUUCCACAGUUGGAACACCAAAUACUUCUCAUUAAAGGAACAUAAUUAAUUUAAAAUCUGGAAUUUCUCAUAAUUCUCCAUCACCAUUUGAUACAUCAAAGUUUUAAAUUACAUAAAAUUACUUUAACUAAAAAAUAAUUACUAGUCACCAUACUAGGCAAGAAAGUCCGUUAAAAGUUCUUCUCAAAACUGGAUAUGAUUACUAGGAGGAAAUCAAACAACUAAGAAGAGAAAAUUAAGAUUUGCAUUUACUAGUAAAGAAAUAAAGAGAGUAACUUUAAGAUGUUUAAAUGGAUUCAUAAUUAGUUGAAGAAAAUUAAAUGUUAAAAGACAUUAUUUUAAAGUUGCAAAAAGAAAAUGAUGAAUACAAACGAUAACUAAAAGAGUGAGACGCC